Messenger RNA from Entelurus aequoreus (snake pipefish), 3085 nucleotides. RefSeq names its product jhy protein homolog. The transcript is spliced from 8 exons. The record is from RefSeq and is a predicted model, not a curated record. Gene Ontology annotation, biological process: axoneme assembly. The coding region runs from base 111 to 896 and encodes 261 amino acids. Lineage: Eukaryota; Metazoa; Chordata; Actinopteri; Syngnathiformes; Syngnathidae.
GUCCCAAGACUCUUAGAAAGAAAAAGAGGCAAAUACAGAGAGAGGACCUUGUACGACGUAACAAAAUAACACUGGGUCGCAUCGCACCUGGUAACGGAUCCUAUGUGAAUAUGCAUGCACUCAAGCAGAAGAGGCCUCACGCUGUGAAAGAGACUGCUGAGGAGGGACACACUGCUGACUGUCCAAAAGACAGUUUAGACCUAGAACUGGGACUGAUCCAGAAAACACAUCAAUUGAAGGUCACCAAUUUCACAGAAGAAAGUGAGGCACAGGGGAAUAUGGAACCUUACUACAGAAGCAUGGAGAAAAGUCCAGAAUGUGCAACUGCAUCAAAAUGCCAAUUCUCUGGUAUGGACAGCGAACAGAAGUGUUGUCUGGAGGAGAGUGCAAAGACAAGUGACAGCCUCCAUGGUCACCGCUUUGAUGGUUGCCUGGCGCCGAUGGAUCAUCAGACAAGGGCAAAGCCUAAUUACAAGGCAUACAGCUUGAACGAAUACAAGGAGUUGAAGCUAGAUGUGAAUCUGCGAGGCCUGGGACCUGACUACAUGGCAGUUAAAAAGAGUGCUGAGAAGAUGAAACAACAAAAGCAGUAUUCAAAUGCGGUCCGUGAGAGGAACAAAAACCUUAGUAAAAUACCUUUCAUAAUGGCCAAGGAUUCAGUGGUCAAAGACAAGAGAAUUGCCAGGAUUAAGGCUUUGGAGUAUGCUAAGACCAUAGCUAAGCCACUCGUUCAGCCACAGUCAAAAUCAAGUCCCAAUCAACAGUCAGGAGGGUCCACCGGACACACUACUUCCUUCAAAGACUGGGACACUGCACAUCUGGCCACAGUGGAUCUUCUGAUGAAACGCCACCAAGAAGAAAAGGAUGCAGUCUUCAGAAAAGUGCAAGUUACUUGAGGGCAUCUGCAAAUCAUCUUGUCGAAGACAAGCUGUAGUUAGUUAUGGCUGCAAUUAACACAUAAUGAAUGUAAAGGGAUUUUUGAUCCCUUGUUCCCCACACAAAGACAUGACAAGUUCAUAACUUUAUGGUAGGUGUAUUUUACAGACACAAUAUUAACAGAAUCUUAUGAUUAAAAUUGUAUUGGGUUGGGUUAUAUAUGUAUUUGAUCCCCCUGCAACCACAAUAAUUCUGAACACUACAGACUGGCUAUGUGCAUGAAGCACUAAAAUUAGUCCUGUCCCUUCAGCUACGAACUCCGGAAGAAGAGCAUUUAAGACGAUAGUAUGUUGCCCUCUCUUGGGAGCUUCUUGCAAUAUCUCACUUUGGAAUGAGGAUAAUUCUAAGAAAAUUGUUUGAGCUGCCCAGAAUUACCAUCAUUUCCACACUAUAAAGCGCUACAUUUUCCCCCAGGCUUUGAACCUUGCGCUUUAUACAAUGCUGCGGCUAAUUUAUGGAUUUUUACCGGUUCACGAGCUUCACAUGCCACCAAUUAAUUUAGCCUCGUCACAUCAGACAAAUAAAAUUGCUUACAUUAUAUCAAACUGACUGACACAAUCAUUCAGUCAGCCAUUUAGCGUUAUGGACUCACCAUCGUUAUAGAGACACGUUUGAAAUGCCUGAAGCUGAAGACGAUUGACACGGCCGUCAAAAAAGGAAACAGCCGCUGCAUGGAACGGAAAACCCCCACCACUAAAUGACUGCCACGCACCAAAGAAGAUGACUUCAGGCUACUCUAAGCCGUGUCAUAGGCACUGUAUUGUGUAAAAUUUGUGAAUGAACACAAACGUUUGUGUGGAUUGUUUCAAUGUGUACACCUACAGCUAUAUAAAUCUAAUCCAUUAUUAUUAUUAUUAUAGACUUUGGCCAAUAUAUGUACAGUCCAAAAAUGAGGUGGCUGCGGAUCAUAUUUAGGUGCGCCCUGAAGCUCGUAAAUUUGAUGAGUGUAUUAGUGAGAGCUGAGACAACAGUCACCAUAAACAUUUUGUGUAACUCAACUUGACCACAAGGUACCCCUGCUCAAAAGGCAUGCACAUGUAAAGGCACCGAAAUUUAAAAACCUGCAUGAUCCAGAGAAGAGCUUGGAAAACAUGGUCAGAUGAAACCAAAGUUUUGCUCUGUCACAUGACCUUGACUUAUCAUGUUUGGAAAUGCUGCAUAUGACCCCAAGAAGACCACUGUUCAACAUGGAGGUGGGACUAUAAUGAUCUGAAUCUGGUUCUCUACUAAGGGUAGAACAUCUUAGACUUCACUGGAUUGAGGGUCUGAUAAACGGGGCCAUGUAUGAGCUGAAAAUCUUUUGGUGUCUGCCAGAACACUGAAGAUAAGUUGUGAAUGGACCACGACAACAAAGGAGUGGUUAUAGAAGAUGCACACCAGUCUCAAGACCUUAAUCCCAUAAAAAAUCUAUGGUGGGAGCUAAAACUUUAAGUUGCCAAGUGACAGCCUUAAAACCGGAAUGAUUUGGAAAUUAUCUGUAAAGGAUAUCCUGAGACCCUGCUGACAAAUGACAAAAAAGUUUGCUACAUUUUGGUUGGUGAACAAAAAUUACUUAUUUCACGCAAUCAAAUACGUUAAUUAAGAUGCUUUAAUGUUUUUGUUUUUACAAUAUUCUUUCACCUAUUUCAAAAAUAAAACUCCCAAAAAUUGGCUGUUCAUAGCUUUGUUAUGAUGUAAACUUACACAAUCUGCUAGGGUGAAAUCAUUAUUUCCCCAUCUUGGUUAUUGUCUUGUCAAACAGAGAGGAAAGCAAUAUAUGGUGUGUAGCUUUUUGUUGUUUGUGGAUUUGUUUGUCUGAAACACUUGAUUUUCAGUUUGUCACACUAAAAACAGUCAGCCAUGAAACCACCACAAAAUUAUUUUACUACACCCGAUUUUUAUCUGGUCAUUUCCAAACUUUUUAGACAUUUUGUAAGUAGGAUAGCUUGGUGGUAUGCUUGUCUUUGAACUUAAAGGGGUCAUAUUUUGAUGUUCUUUUACAUUUAAAACACUUCCUUGUGGUCUACAUAACAUUUAAUGGUGGUUAUUUGGUCAACAUUUUACAGUAAUUAUGUUUUACAGACCAUCUUCAAGCCGCUUUCGGACCGUUGAUAGUUGUUUUUUUUUAAUCCAGAGAGGUUCAUUAGGUCUUCAAAAAUUAUGCAAUUUU